AGGCAUCUUUGAAAUACGCAACACCCACCACCCAAAAGGACAGAGAGAGAGAGAGAGAGUGCUUCAUUGAGCCCAGCAUGGGAGACAAAAAGCUUUGCCUCAUGCUCAUCCUCAGUGCUGCUGCACUGGCACAUGCUGAUGAAGAACUACCUUGUUCCUUGGCCCAGAGGUAUAAGCCCUUCCACAAGUAUGAAUACAUGUAUGAAGCCGAGUCCCUGAACUUCCUCAAUGGAGCCGUCAAUGGACCCAAGGGCAGCUGCAAGGUGGAGAUCGAGGUUCCUGGCGCCUGCCAGUACAUCCUCCGUACCACUGAGUGCACGCUCAGCGAAGUUGCGGACUUUGAUGCUGAGGGCAACCCAACCUUCGUCCCAGCUGCCACUGCUGAUGCAUUCAAGGCAGCCAUGGAGAAAAAUCCCCUGAAAGUCACAGUUGAAGGAGACAACAUCAUCAAGCUGUUCCCUGAAGACGAUGAGCCCGUCAACAUCCUGAACAUCAAGAGGGGAAUGAUCUCUGGCUUCGCUGUCCCUGUCCUGGAGGAGGAGAAGAACAAGAAAAUGCCCACCAUCUUUGGGUUGUGCAAGACCGACUACACUGUGAAUGCCAGACAGGACAUUGCCACUGAUGUCACCCUCACACGUGACCUUUCCAGGUGCGAUCACUUCAGCCCAGUGAGUGACUACACCAGCCCCCUUGCCCUCAUCACUGGAUUGCACUACCCCCUUGCUCAGAUGAUCAGGAGCACCCAGACUUGCAACUACCAGUUUGAUAAUGCGCAGCAUCACCCAACUGGAGGUGAAUGCAUUGAGAACCACAUCCUGGUGCCUUUCUCCCACAAGGGGAAAUUUGGAGUCACCAAUGUUAGCAAGCAAAAAGCUACACUUCUGGCAGUGACUGAGUACAGCAAUAGAGCCUUCGAACCUAAUCUGGAGAAUGAGCAGACCCUGCACCCACAUGCCAGCAUUGACAAGAGCCCCAUCCAGGACAAAGACGCUGCUCUGGCUCUUCUGAGGGAACUGGCUGGUCUGUCCAAGACUGAUGAUGGUCACAAGAGAGCCCACCUGGCCCACAGAAUCGUCAGCAUGAUCCGCAAAUUCUCUGCAGAAACCCUCCACGCUGGCGUGCCCGAGGCUCUGGAAAUCUCCCGCUCUCUGACCUACCAGGCUCUGUUCCAGUGUGGCACCCCAGAGUGCAAUAAGGUCAUUGUACAAAUGCUUAAAACCUUUGACAGCUCUUCUGUGGAGAUUGAUGCCACCAUCUAUGCCAUGGGCCUGUUGCCAAAACCCUCUCAUCAGCUUGUCAGUGACAUGCUGGAGAUGGCCAAGUUCAAGAAGAGCAAGCCCAUUUUCUAUGGUGCCAGCAAUGCGGUCAAGAGGCUUUAUCAGGCCACGGGCAAAGUCACUCCGGAGAUAAAAGCUGUUGCUAAAUUUGCAUUGGAGCAGAUUGGAGACUGUACUGGUGAUCAGGACCACAUUUUCAUGUCCCUCAAGGUGAUUGGCAACAUGGCUGCUGCUAUGGCAGCUUCAAGCCCUGCCCUGAAAUCUGCUGUGAUCCAGUGUGUUAACCAGCCUCGUGCUCGUCCAGAGGUUCAGCUCGCUGCCAUCCAGGUCUACAGACAGACCGCUCUGCCAGAGGAGGGAAGAAAAGUGCUUAUGCAGGUCCUGUUGGAUGGUGCUGCCCCACUGCAGAAGAGAGUUGCUGCCUACCUGAUCCUCAUGAAGGACCCCCAGCCCUCUGAACUUGCUCAGCUGGCUGCUGCUCUGCCAAACGAAAAGAACCAUCAAGUCACAAAUUUUGUCUGCUCUCAUAUUACUAACAUCUUGAAAUCCACAGCACCAGAGACCAGGGGGCUGAAACAAAGGAUCCUUGAAGCCCUGCAGGGCAAUGAUGUGGGAAAUUACAUGGAAGAAAAAGCGUUCUCUCGCAACUACAAAGCCGGCUCCCUCGAAGGAAACAUGAUCUUUGAUGGGGCCAGCUACCUACCCAAGGAGGUCGUGUUGGAUAUGUCAUUAAAUGCGUUUGGAUUUGAUGUGAACAUGUUUGAGGUUGGUAUUGAGACUAAUGGUAUUGAAGAAACCUCCGACGCGCUGUUUGGUCCCGAUGGGUUUUUCCCAGACAUCACAAUGAAGAGUAUGUUCUUUGCAAAUUCAAUGAUUCCUACUGAGGCAGUGAUGGAAUUGGCAGACUUCAUUUCUAGGAAGAAAAGACAGGUGCCCCAGGAGUUCAUUCAACAGCUUAGUCGAAGCAUUCAGGAACUGAUGAGGAAGCUGGAGUCUCAAGGGCCGCCUGAUGCCAUGGUCUACCUAAAACUACUGGGACUAGAUCUGGGCUACCUCAAGACCAGAGACAUGAAGAGGAUGGCCAAACAUAGUAUGAUUAUGCUUGACAACCUCAGGUCAUAUUUCAUGAGGGGCCUUCUGUCCAGCACUGACAACGACCUGUUUGCCCACUACAUCUUCAUGGACAAUGAGUUCUACCUGCCAACUGGCCCUGGCGUCCCCCUGAGGGUGGCCCUGUCUGGUACCUUCACCGCUGGAAUCAAGGGUGGAGUGCAGCUGGAUGCCAGCAUGAGUGAGGUGGCUUUCAUGCCCUCUGCUGGCAUUGAGUUUGUGACUGAGGUUGGAGCCCACUUCCCCGACUUUGUUCAGUCUGGUCUGGAAAUGCACACCAGCAUCUACCAUGAGAGUGGCCUGAAGGCCAAGGUGUCUAUUGCUCCUAACAACUUCAAGCUAACCAUCCCUGCCCCACACAGCCCUACCAGGCUCAUCAGGCUCAGCAAUUCCCUGGUGUCUCUGCAUGGUGCUCAAAUCAAGGCCAUCCCAACCACAGGAGAGAGAGUCGAUGCGACUGAGUGCACUUCAGUCUUUGCUGGCCUUAAGUACUGCACAGCUCUUCAGUAUUCUGAUGCUCUGCACACUAACGAGUCGCCAUAUUUCCCCUUCACGGGAGACAGCAAGCUUACCAUUGACUUGCUUCCCACUGGUGAAGUCUCAGAAUAUGUUCUCAACCUUGACCAUUCAUUUGAGGAUAGUGCUAAGAUGACACACAUUGUAACUUCGACCCUCACGGCUAAAGGAUCAGCGGCCUCAAAGGCCACUAUAACUGUGAAGUUCAACAUGCAGACACACAGGGCUGAUGUCGAUCUCCAGAUCCCCGACUAUGACCUGGAGGUAGGCCUGAGGCUCGGCUCUGUCAACCCCGAAACCAAGGGCAAGGCCACACACUCUGUCCAGGUUGACCUGAUCAACAAGAACAUUCCUCAGGUCUCCAUCAUCGCUUUGGCAAAACUUGAAGAAAUGAAAGACUUCAGCGUGGCAGUUCAGGCUCUUGUUCCACCAGUUGCUGACUUCCAGAUUGCUACAAACUUUCAUUAUGACAAAGACCUUGCACUUGAGCUGAAGACUGACUUCCAACUGCUAGCAAUACAUUCUAAGCAAAACAUUGCUCUGAAGUAUGAUGAAGGCGAGUUGACAGCUGAGAUCAAAGCUGAAUUGAGCACUGACACGGAGAAAAUAUUGUCGGAAUUGGAAUACAUUCAAAGCCUUUUAUAUCAGACUAUUAGCCAAAAUCAGAUGAUACCUGACACAUUUAUCAGAAAGUCUGCUGAGACAGUCCAUGAAUUCAUCAAAAAAUAUGGUGCUGAGGUCAGACGUUUGCCUGUGUUCUCUGACCAGUCAUUUCCUGAUAAACUGUACUGGAAAGCUGAGGCUGAUGCCAAGUCCAGCUUUGGGAGGCACUAUUACACCUUUGCCAUUCCUCUGACUUUUGAUGGAAUAUCCUCUGGAGAUUUCAGCGUCUCUGCAGACAUUCCUGUCCCCCACUUUGAGGUUUUCCCCCCAGACAAAGUGUUUGUGUCUGUGCCGGUCCUUGGAAAAGCUGAGGCGUCUGCCAAAGUAGAGACUAACUUUUACAAACUAGAGGCUGAUGUUUCUACCGUUAGAGAUCAAGUACAACACCCAAGCUAUUCUGCCAAAUGGGGCGUGAUUGGAAUUUGUCCUUCUGACAUUCUCUCCCUGAAAACUCAUGGAUCUGCACUACUUGUGGCUACAAGCACCAAUUCUCUCAAGGCUGAAUUGAAGACACAUGUGGAUCACAAGCUUAUUGAUGCCACGGUCACUGUUGAAGAGGAAGUGACUAUUGCUGACACGUUCAGCUUAACAUCAAACUGUAAAUUGGAGGCAACAAAUCCUCUAGGUGUACAGGUGUCUCUGGAGCAUAGUGGUGAUGCAAGUUUCAACGGAGGGAAAAUUUAUGGAAAUGGCAACCUACGGACAUCUCUUCAGGCUGGCCCUCUUUACGCUGCCUCCACCAUCUCUCAGACAGUCAACAUAUCCCCAAUCAAUCCAGGGACCAAGAGUGACUUGUCACUUAAGAUUGAGUCGGCCUUUAUUGCUUCUACUGACAAUAAUUUGCCUCAUAAAAGUGAUCUUGAUCGCAUGAUCCUUCACACACCCAGACCUACAUACAGUCCUGAUACUGGAAGUUAUGACUUCAAACUCAAGGACAGUAUGAAUGCCGACGUUGCCAUAAUGAGCCACCUAGACUUUAAAAGCAGCAUAGAGACAAAGUCUGCAUUGUUGCGGAUCAUUCUACUAGAAGCCUCUGAGGAGACCAUGUUUAGUAAUAUAGAAGUUGAUAUCAAGGCUGACCACAACAUAGAUGUUGUUCCUGCUGUCAAUGGAAGCCUAUCCCACACUAUUCAUGUCCUAGUUACACCUACAGAUGUCAAGCUUGAGUUGCGUAAUAAUGCCAAUGCACUGAUUGAUCUGGCUGACACCCUUUCAGCAAACCUCUGUCACCAGAAUGACUAUUCUGUCACUUGGAAUUCUGGUGGUCGGCGCUUGAACAAUGUGGGUUUGAUCAGGCUUAACCAAGACAGGUUUGUCUAUAAUAUCACACUUGAAAACAACCAGGCAGAUAUUGGCAUCUAUGCCUCUGCAAAUGGUAAAAUCAACCUCGACUUCCUGACAGUGCCCAUAAGCAUUCCAGAGCUGAAAGUGCCAAUCAUCAAUUUCAAGACCCCAGCAGUCAGUGGCAUCAAUCUGUAUGAGUACACUGGUCUGCAGAAACUGUUGACGUCAACUGACCUGGCUGUAGAGGCAAAUGGAGUGAUAUUAUGGAACAAUUUGCAGUAUUAUCUUUUUAGUGGAUUUUUCGUUGACAGCCUGGACCUUAAAGUGUCCAUCAAGUCCUCGGUUGUCAACCUUCAUCUGGAUGGCCAGUUGUCUGAUGGAAGUGUGCACUUUGUUGGCACCUCUACGUCUGUGUUUGAAAGUCUAAAGGCUAAACUGGAACUCACUGGCACUUCAGAGGGCGCGUCAAUGUAUUUGGACAACCCACACAUUCAGGUUACUCAAAACUACACUAGGGGCGAUAGAUUCGGCUUUGGACAUAUUGACCUAGCUGCAAAAGUUGACCUGCCCAUCUUCACUGCUGAGGUCAAUGAGGAAACAAAAUGGGAUGCAUCUGAAGACAAAUUUUACAAUUAUACCUAUAAAAUGGUGUACACUGUGAAUGUUCCGGUGGUUAAUGUUGUUGGCUCUGGUGGUUUGGAGAGUAGCGUACAGUAUGAAACUGAUUGGAGCGCCUUUUUGUCUAGGGUAUCAUCAAGUAAAGAACAUUUUGAUGGCACCAUUCUUGGCACUGGUGUGGUGAAAAGAUCCUUUAAUAGUUUAGCAAACCUGAGAUUUGAGGGAACUGGCUUACACUCCACGUGGAAUGUCACAGAUGUUCUACAUAUCAACCAUGGAGAUCUUAAAAUUGAAGCCAGUGUCAAUAGUGCACUACCCAUUGAUAUCAACGUUUAUAGGGAUUCUCCAUCUGAGGGAAGUAUACUUACUAGUUGGAACAUCAAUGCAAACAACGAAAUCAACGUGGAUAAUCUGAAUACCAAGGGAAAGCAUUCUUUCAAGAUCAGCUUUGAAACAAACAUCACUCAUGAAGGAUACCCAGAUCCUUGGGCUGUUAAUGCAGAGGUUGAUCUGGCUCAAAUUGGAUUUCCCGGGGAUCUCACUAACUUUCAAAGGUUAACUGUGACUAAGAAUAAAGGGGAGGAGAGAGAGAUCUACAUGUAUAUUUCCAAGAUUGGCACUCCUAUUUACAAAGCCACUGCAGUCAUAGAAAUGGAUGGCCCCUAUCCAACAUAUAAUGGAACAUUCCGUUCCAAUGGUAUAUCUCCACUUUGGUACCUGGAUUACAAUUGUGAUGGAACCUUCACACUCUCCAUUGGAGAUGAGGUUGUGAAUCACACUGUCAAAGCUUUCCUGGGUCUUGCAGAUAGUGACCUAAUUAUUUUGGGUAUUCAAACUGCAGUUCAACAUCUGGAUGAAGGUCCUUCUCAUAUAGUAAAUGUGGACAUCACAAGCCAAACCUUCACCGAUGUGCACAUCCAUUAUGCUGCCUGUCAGGAUGGUUCUAACACUUCCAUCGCCACCCCAUCUACUGGCUUACUUGGAUUUCAGCAUCAACACCAAAGCCAACAGAGAAGCACAAGACUGUACUGUCGCUAUGCUUCAAUGCCUGAUACGGAUGUGGACAUCCUGGUCUUCAAAGCAGCUCGAACGGACAAUGAGAUGUUGCUUUUGCAAGCUUCUGCCAACAUGGAGGCACCUGCUGUAAUCUUGUCUGGUCUUUAUGACAGAGUCCCUGCUAUUACCUCCUCCCUACACAGCUUUGCAGAAAAGUACGACAAGGUCGGCAGCACUCUUAGCAGUUUGAAAAGCAUGAUCUUGAGUGUAGCUGAGGAAAUCUCUGAGAGUGUUAGUCGUUAUUCCCCAGAGUUGAGCCAGCUGUCAAUAUUCUUCAGAUAUGUUGUUGUACAGGCUUACAAGGCCUUGCAGGCUGCACUUGAUGGAGCCAUCAAGUUCCUGAGGGAAACCCAGCUGUUUCCAGGUAUGCACGAAAUUACUCUGCACAAGAUCACAACCAAUGUUGGUUCAGUCCUGGAGCAGCUUCUGCAGACUAUUGCUGAAAACCUGUCUGCCUACCUCACACCAGUUCUUGACACGGUGAGCUCCAUUCAGGUAACAAUGCCCUCCGGUGAGGUGCUGUCAGGAAGCCAGAUCAUUGACCAGCUGAAGGGUCUCCUGAACAGUGUGAUGGACAUGGUGAAGAAUAUGGAGAGCGUUGACGUCAUGUUGGAGAAGCUCGGGAAGGCUCUGCAAGAGGCAGUGAACACAGCCCAAGGAUUCGUUGACAGUGUGAACUCGGACAUUCUUGACAGUUUCUGUGUAUACAUCAAUGCUUUCUAUUCUAACCUUGUUUUACUUUGUAAAUGGGCGACAGAGCAGAUAAGUAAUCAGCUAAACACACAGGGCAUUGACAAUACAAUACGGUUUGCAUUGGAGUCCGCCAAAGAUUGUGUGAUUGAAAUUAUCAAUUUGAUUGCUCACUUUCUACCAGGGACUGGGGCCAUCGCCUUGAAUGACGGGACACUGGAUGUGGAGCUACACAUUCCCAUCCAGCAGUAGCUGUGAAUGUUUUAUCUGUUAAUGUUGGUGCCACUGUUUUUCAGAUUGUGCUGAGUAACACAGAGUAGGGUUGCUCAUUUAAUCAAAAUUAAUCAAAAAUGUGAUUUUGGUCACAUUGAUUAAAAGUCAUGGCCGUGGAGAGUUAAUCGUGAUCACACAGGGGGCAAUAAAGUGACCUGCCGUCAGGCGUCCUUGAAGCCAGAACAUGUUAACAGGCUGGUAUUUCUGAACAAAAAUUUGUAUUCCCACAAAGGCUUCAUGCUACAGCCUUUUUUUUUAAUUGCAUUUGUAUUGCUAUUUCCCUUUGUGUUUUGAAAUAACAUUUUGCACAAAAUUCAGUAGUUUAAUAAUACAUGUUUUCCUAUAAUUGUGCAGCCCUAACACAGAGUUAUAAAUGUCCCUUUGCUUUGGCCAUUAUUAAAUAUUGUUGAAAAUAAUAUUGGGAAACUGGGAUUUUACUUAUUUCUGAUGCCUCUGCAUUAUAAUUACCGUAGGAGUGUUAGUAGUAGGAGCAUUCUGAAUGUUUCACAUUUCCUGCUUUGUUACCACUGAUAUAGAUGUACAAAAUGUAGUUAACAUUUAAAAUGUAAUGAACAAUUAAAAUACAAUCACUGUUGUUAAGCGUCUUAAUCAAAUCACUAAUAAAGGUCACAUAAAGAA
This is a messenger RNA of Engraulis encrasicolus (European anchovy), 8126 nucleotides long. RefSeq names its product apolipoprotein B-100-like. The transcript has 27 exons. Gene Ontology annotation, biological process: lipoprotein transport; triglyceride mobilization; cholesterol transport. Gene Ontology annotation, cellular component: mature chylomicron; low-density lipoprotein particle; very-low-density lipoprotein particle. The record is from RefSeq and is a predicted model, not a curated record. Gene Ontology annotation, molecular function: low-density lipoprotein particle receptor binding; cholesterol transfer activity. NCBI's taxonomy places the organism in Eukaryota, Metazoa, Chordata, Actinopteri, Clupeiformes, Engraulidae. Bases 78 to 7466 code for a protein of 2462 amino acids.